This is a messenger RNA of Zootermopsis nevadensis, 3849 nucleotides long. The record is from RefSeq and is a predicted model, not a curated record. Lineage: Eukaryota; Metazoa; Arthropoda; Insecta; Blattodea; Termopsidae.
GUGAGUUGGUGGCUCCGGUUUUAAAAGAGAUGUUUUUAAAAAUUGUUUCAGAUCGUUUACAAUUCUUGGUAAUCGAAUCAGUUUGGAAUUUACAUAAUGUUCACGCCGUAAUAGUUUCUUCAUUUAACUUUAAUUUGAAUCUUUCUACAGUGGUCUAUCGGAAUAGGUUAAAUUUCAUAUUAUGGUAUGGGACCACUUCCCAUGGCAAAAUGGCCAUCUAAAAUGGAAGAAGAAGACAGGAAUAAAAUCACCCAGAAUUUGGUAGAACUUAUUGAACAAACCAAUCUGGAUUCAUUGAUACCUGAAUUGUUGGAAAGGGGGGUCUUUACCCCUGAAAUGAUUGAGAAAUAUGUGGAUAGUAACACCGAACUCAGAAAAAGGAAACGUAAGCUAUUCUUGGAUCUGCAGACAAGAGGUCCAGAAGCCUUUCAGCAUCUUACCGUCUCUCUAAUGAUAACUGGACAUCUAGACUUAGUCCAACGACUGCUGCCAGAUGUUGAUCUAAGGAAUUACUUCACGGAGCGAGGAGGAAGACGUGUGCCUCAAGUUCGGCAUGGGCCAAACCUGGCUAACCUUCCAAGAUAUAUGUUUGAAGACAUCGCUGAUCUCAGCCCAAGGCUUCAAACUUUGGCCCUUCAGAAUCCCAUGCCUGUUGUAAAUUUAAGCAGAGAACCAUUAAGGGUUGUAGUGAGGAGAGCUACUGUCAGAAGGGAUGUGUGUACUCGUGAAGGGCUGCAGGUAUAUCCGAUGAUUUCUUACCCACGAGGCUACUUCUUUAUGAUUAACAAUGUUCAGUUUGUGAAUGAUAUUGAAGAAGCAAGAAUUGGUUCAGGAGUGGAUGAGAAGAAUCUUGGUGAUUUGUUUAGAGACUUUGGGUAUAAGGUGGAGUCGUACCGUGACCAAGGAUUAGAGGACAUGAGGAGGAAGAUCAGUCAGUUUGCUCGAAGAACCGAGCAUUCACGUUACGAUUCAUGUGUCGUGGCAAUUAUGAGUCAUGGGAAAAUGGGAAUCAGUAAGCAGGAUUCGACCAUCGUAGCUGCAGAUGGCCAACGACUGAAGAUCGACUGGGUUCUGGAACAAUUCACCAAUGAGAAUGCUCGCAGUCUUGUGGGAAAACCUAAAAUCUUCUUUUUUCAAAGUUGCAGGGGUGAUGCAUUGGAUUUUGGGGUCAAGAUGACGUCUGGUCGCAUGCAACACGAUGGCUCUACCUCAAUUGUUCAUCGUAGAAUGUCUGACAUACUUACUGGAUAUUCGACCCUUCCCGGAUUUUCGUCUAAUAGGGACAUCUACCUCGGGACUUGGUAUAUUCAAGCAAUCUGUGAAAUUUUCAUGGAGCAUGCUUGUGACACAGACAUAGAAGACAUGCUCAAAAUGGUUGAUCAGAAGUUGGCCACGCUAAUGGCCGAAGACGGUUCGCUGCAGACGUCUUCCUACGAGAACAUAGGUUUUCGUAAGUUUUACUUCAAUCCCGGACUAUUUGAUGCUCAAUCUGGAUUUCCUAAUCCGUAGAGAAGUUAGUAAAUGUGUAUCCUUUGGCUAAAGAAUACAUUUAGUGCAAAAUGUAAUUACACACUUAAAAGAACUAAAAAUAGAACCGAAAUUGGAUAUAAUUUAAAAUAUAAAACCAGUCGAAUAGAACAUGGCGAAGAGAAGACUUCCAAUGUAUUAAAAAAUUACAGACCAAAUGGAUUAAGGGACCAAGAAUGACCUUUAUGGAGACUUUUGGACAACUGAGGCUCAAACAAGCCAACAGUCGGGCUAAUUCCAUGACCGAUGACAAUGAAAUUUGACUUAUGCAUCCUGUUAAGUCUCUUAACUUUGUGGAAUUGAAAAAUUUCAGAUGUUUUGUAGAAAUAGUAAUGCCUGUUCCUGCAUUGACGGAUCUAACUACUUAAUUUCUCAGUAUGGUACGUAGUAUUAUAAAGUUGAUGUGAGAUUUAUUUUUGGGUCCUGACACCUGGAGAAGUUCGCUGAUUGUCGAUGUUUAAAAGGACCAUAGUUUCUCUAUUAUCAGGAAUAACCAUGAAAGCUUAAAAUCAAUUAUUAGUAUUAUAAACUGGUUUAAUGUGAAAACUAGGAUAAUCUACCUAUACAGAACUUAGUUUUUGGUUUACAGAUAAGCCUGUGAUAACAGAUGUGCUAUAAAAACAAUUGUCUAAGAACAAGUACAGAUUAAGGAAACAACUCCAGGUUUUAUUUUCUGUUCCUUUGUGUUAUUUUUUAUGUAUUUUUAAUGUUAAGUGAUUUUACUGUGAUAUCAAUGAUUCAAAGAGCACCGAAUGAAAUUUUAUCCAUGUCAUUGAAUUAUGUAACUUUUUGAAUGAAGGAGCGGCAUCCAUUCUGUGCCCAUGUGGAGGCAGCACUCGGUGCCGCAAAGCACAAGGAACACGGACUGAGUUCGUGUAUUGUUUUUACGUGAAACUAAAUACAUGGCACUGUUAUUAGAUGUAUGAAUAUAUAUUUAAGUGAUUUUUAUGUGUUACGUGUCAUAAUUUUGUUAGCGUUCUUAAUUACAAAUUUUUAUAAUUUGUGCCAUUUUUCUAAUGUUCAGUGGUUUCCAAAGCGUGUUACAUGAUGAACUUUUUUAACUUUAAAAUGAGUAUACAUGGAGGCCAUCAUAAACUGUGUUCUUUCCCCCUUGAAAUGUAUCUCCGUCGCGAGGUAUUCACAGACACUGACCGCAGUCUUUUAUUUUGGCAAAUAUUGCAGUUGCCAUGUUCAGGAUGUUUGCUGAAAUGUAAACCACAAAGAAUCAACACGAUUCAUUCCCAGAUGUUAACGUUACAUACGCAGAUGCCCCACGGGUUAUGCAAGACGACUUACGCAAAAUUUGAUCUGUGAAAUGUUCCGUAAGGCACACGAUAGGCACUAGGAUUAAAAUGGAAAUGACAUUUUGUUGUUGUAAAUGUUAAUUUUCUGUGCUUUAAUUUUAUUUACAAAGCUCAAACACGCUUACGCACAUAUUACAGUAAUGAUUUUGACUCUCAUAAAAUUGAGGUUAUGUAAGACGUUCUGGAACGGAAUGAUCGCAUAAGUCGGGGAGUGUCUGUAUUAAACUUGAGCCAGUAAGCAGGUGCCCACUUUACCCAUUGCAUAAAACGGCCCCGUGUGGUACGCGAGGUUUUCAUGGUCGUGAAAAUGUGGAUUGCGGUCUUCUGGGUCGUGACAUCAUGUUGUCAUGUUCUCUAAAACAUUGGUAACCACUCGUAUGUCACAGACCAGAAGUUUUUUUUAAAUUCUUACAGUGUCGGUGAUACCGAUUCCCCUUAAAUAUUAUAUGUAUGAUAACUUUUUGUAUUAUACAAUCUUACAUUUAUAAUGAAUCUGUAUUUCUGCAUCAUAUAAUGCAGUUUUGAUAAAGCAUAUACUGUUUUUAUGCAAAGUAAAUAUUUUAGUAGAUUUUUAAAUCUGUAUUAUGCUCUGUAACCUCCGGAACGCUGACCUACAGUGUGGGAAGAAUGUUUGGUUGUUAACCCAGUUUAUGUGCAAAAACAUUUAGAAGGUGUGAGAAGUGGAGUUUAAGCGGUGGGAGUAGAGAGUCACUCGCUCUCCAACUCGCCCAGGCAGAAGAUUUGUGUGUGACCCGGGUCAGAAAAGGUUAUAAAAUUUUGGUCCACGCAGAGCACCAAAUGGAGUCGUUUGUUGUUGAUGAAGGGAUCUUGUAUGUGGAAUGAACUGUACAAAUAAUAAAUUUGAUAAUAUUUUAUACAUUUUUAAGUGCAACUGUUCUGACUUAUUGUAUGUAAAAUUAUGCGGUGUUCAGUUAUAUCUGCUGUAUAUAAAUUGAUAAAAGAAACAAAUGUAUCAUGACAUUUUAUUAUAAAGUCUGUCGUGCAAGUCUUUUAUGUG